This is a messenger RNA of Asparagus officinalis (garden asparagus), 1839 nucleotides long. RefSeq lists its product as uncharacterized. The transcript has 5 exons. NCBI's taxonomy places the organism in Eukaryota, Viridiplantae, Streptophyta, Magnoliopsida, Asparagales, Asparagaceae. The record is from RefSeq and is a predicted model, not a curated record. Bases 1 to 1839 code for a protein of 612 amino acids.
AUGGCCACCAUCACCAUCAAACUCCUCAUCGACAAGGAAAAGAAUCGUGUCGUGUUCGCUGAAUCCGAUAAGGAUUUCGUCGACAUCCUCUUCGGCUUCUUAACACUGCCGACGGGCACCAUCAUCCGAGUCCUCAACAAACAGUCCUCACUCGGAUCCUUGGACAAGUUAUACGAAAGCGUUGAAACCCUCGAAACGAAGAACCUCGAGACUGAAGCCUGCAAGUCAAUGCUCCUUCAGCCCAGAUGCUCAGCAGAAAGUCUAUGUGAAGAUUUGCUCAUCAAUGUCGACGACUCGAAGCCUUGGCGUAUUUAUACGUGCCAAAGUUUUGAUUGCGCUAAAAAUUAUAGACAUUAUAGUUCGGUAAGUGGAGCGAGGUGUUCUUGUGGAAAAUUGAUGGAUAAGUUGCUUCAGUGUUAUUUGAAACAGAAGGGUGAUGUGUUUCUCAAAGGAGAAGGCAAAUAUAUUAUCAGUGAUGAUCUUCAUGUGUCCACCGCUAGCAUUGAUUCUACCCUCUCUCUGCUUCAAAAGCUGGAGAUCAAAGACGCAGAUAAUCUCGAGAAACGGGUCGUCGACGUUUGCAGAGACGAGGUAUUGGCAUUACUGAAGAGGUCAUUUCAGUCCAAGACUCCACUUUCAGAUGUUUUCCUGAGAGAACCAACUUUAUUCAGUAGAGACAAACAAGAGGCUAAGGUUUCAGAUGCAACCCAAAUCAACCUGGGGGAUGAAAGUGAGUCUACUGAUCAAACCAAGACGAUAAGCAUAAAACUUCUCCAAAACAGGGUAACCCAUGAGAUUAUCUACGCCGAAGCAGGCCAAGACUUGGUCGAUAUCCUCUUCAGUUUCCUCACUUUUCCUUUAGGAUCCAUAGUGAAGCUCUUGAACAAGCAUUCGCUAAUCCGAUGCAUUGAUAACUUGUAUGAGAGUGUAGAAAUCAUGGGCGUUGGUGGAAAUGAUCGAAUCGAACAUCAAGAGACCCAAAACAUGUUAUUGGCUCCAAUGCUUUAUCCUCACUUUACUUGUAGCAAUCAGAUAAUGAGGAUUGAAGAACAGAAUUCCCUUAAGUAUACUGUGAAGAAAUGUGAAACUUGCUGGAAUGGUAAUCAGCUGAACAAAUGCAAGCAUGAAGCAAAUGUUUUGGAAUUAACUGAAAUAAAUCCGAAGCUGAGGAAGCCAGGGAAAGAUCAGGGAGGAGGUUAUGCAAAGGCAUCGGUAAAGUUCAUGGUGACUCAUGAGAUGGUUGUUGUUCCGUUUUCUCCAGUCUAUGGAGUUGAUGUGAUUAAGGAAUUGAAAGCGCCCGUUGGACUUUUGGUGGACAAAGAGGUUUCAAUUGGAGAAGCAGAGGCUUUAAACUUGUUGAAAGCAUGUCUGAUAUCUCGCAAUGCACUGAACAAUGUCUUUGCUCCAAAGGCGCCAAAAAAGGCACCCAAUCAGAUAAUGAGGAUCGAAGAACAGAAUUCCCUUAAGUAUACUGUGAAGGAAUGUGUAACUUGCUGGAAUGGUAGUCAGCUUAACAAAUGCAAGCAUGAAGCAAAUGUUUUGGAAUUAACUGAAAUAAAUCCGAAGCUGAUGAAGCCAGGGAAAGAUCAAGGAGGAGGUUAUGCAAAGGCAUCGGUAAAGUUCAUGGUGACUCAUGAGAUGGUUGUUGUUCCGUUUUCUCCAGUAUACGGAGUUGAUGUGAUUAAGGAAUUGAAAGCGCCCGUUGGACUUUUGGUGGACAAAGAGGUUUCAAUUGGAGAAGCAGAGGCUUUAAACUUGUUGAAAGCAUGUCUGAUAUCUCGCAAUGCACUGAACAAUGUCUUUGCUCCAAAGGCGCCAAAAAAGGCACCGUCAGCUUAA